AUGGCAGACGAACCGACUCUUCCUUCCCUACCCACGGUCGCUUGGGAUUCCGAGACCCAGACCUUCCGGAACACGCGAAAGCGGAACCGCGAUCUGGCACCUGCGCCGCCUCUUUUCUCCAACUCGAGUGACCCGGCCGUAUUCUCCAGCGACGAUGACCCCAACGUGGAUAACUACGCUCAUGGACGACACCGAAAGAAGCGCUAUGUUGGUUCGUGGUACCAACAGCAGUCGGCAUCCUCCGACUCGGCCUUCAGCGACGAGAGAACACUUCCUGCCAAGGGCAAGAGGACAUUCGAACGUCAAGUCGAUUCUGGUGUGUGGAUGGGGAGUGACAGUUCAUUGGAUUUCGAAGACGACAUGAGCAUCCAGUUCGACACGCCCGCGGAAUCCAAACUACCUCAGUUGAAAUACACCCAGGCUGUCGGGACAAAAUCCCCAACGGAGGACAUGGUCCGCCUGAAGAUACAAACAGCCAUUGACAAUGGUGAUGAGAAUAUCGACUUGUCAUCACUCGACAUCAAAAGUAUAUCCAACGCGACCAUCGCUCAAUUGAAUGAGUUCUCUUGUAUCCCUCUGGUGGCUGCGGGCGUUCCCUUCGAGCAAAAAGAACCCGAACUCAAGCUCUACUUAUUCAACAAUCCUCUUCAGCGCGCCCCGGGAGCUCUGUUCAAUCUGGAAUAUCUAACGGUUCUUAGCCUCCGAAAUGCUCAGAUAUCAAAGCUUCCUCCGAGUAUUGGGAAGCUGCGGAACUUGGAGACCCUGAAUCUAUCACUCAACCGUCUUCGAUACUUGCCGGCCGAACUUCUGGAUCUCGUCAAGGGUCCAGGAAAGCUACGUACCUUAAACCUUCAUCCUAAUCCUUUCCACUUGAGCGAACACCUUCCACAACUUCGGCACAUUGAGCCUAAGCCUAGGAGCGAUCAGCAUGAAGAUAAUGUCGAUCCAAUCUACGAGCUAGAACAAUCAGCCGGCUCUGUUACUCGAUACUGCCUUUAUGGAGACGUAGCACUUCGAAACGCUAUGAAUAUCACCCGUUCAGAUGGCCUCGAUCACGCUAGGUGGGAGGCGAUUGUUCUUGCACGAUCACCAGUGGAGUUCAGCGACAGUCGCGGGGUUAUACUUUCGAAAUUCCAGUUGCCUCAGGAGGAAGUGGUCGGGUCCGGCGGUGCUGCUUCCGAAGAGCUAUCCAGCGUUACAGUGCAGACUGAAGCACUCGCUUCCCGGCCAAGCCCACCGCAGUCUAGCCGAGACCGCGUGGUAUCCUGCAACCGGCAGAGUCGAGUCCCAUCUUUGCUUGAACUGGCAUUGCAGUCCUGCUCUCGGACUGGGCAACUUCGAGAGCUUCCGUCUUAUCUUCCACUCAAUGCGCCGCCGCAUUUCGCGAAACUACUUGAUCGCAUAGCUGAGCAAGGUACAGAGAAUGAAAACCGAGGAGAUGUGCCAUGCUCGGUCUGCAAGCGACGAGUGGUAGUGCCGAUGACGCAGUGGAUAGAAUGGUGCGACAUGUCGCAGCUGGUCGGCUAUCCAGGGUCACCCCCAUACUGGGUUCCGAUAAGCUUGAAUAGGUGCGAAAACGCAGUGCCAUUUCUGCGAAGAGGUUGCUCCUGGAACUGCGUCCCCCAGGCCAGCAUGGUUGGGCAACCUGUAUGUGGCGUUCUGAGACAAGGCGCCGAGAUACCCAAGGACAACGUAUAA
Molecule: messenger RNA, 1698 nt
Organism: Anthostomella pinea
Lineage: Eukaryota; Fungi; Ascomycota; Sordariomycetes; Xylariales; Xylariaceae
Source: the annotation of a GenBank genome assembly